AUGAUGGGUAUCACGUCACUAUCACCUAAGGGUCAUGGUUGGCACAAGAAAUUUAGAGAUGAACUUGUGUCAGGAGAGGAAAAGCUACAAGUUGAAGGUGGUGCCUUUUCAGAAUCUAGAGUGAAUGGGAAAUUUACAAGUGAUCAAAGCCUUGUAUAUAAUGCUGUCCUUGAUGCUCAAAAUGCUGUUAUAUCUGCUAUGAGACCCGGAGUAAGCUGGGUGGAUAUGCACAAAUUGGCGGAGAAAACUAUUCUAGAGUCAUUGAAGAAAGGGUGCCUCUUGGUUGGCGAUGUUGAUGAUAUGAUGGUUGAACGAAUGGGUUCUAUUUUCAUGCCGCAUGGCCUUGGACACUUAUUGGGAAUCGAUACUCAUGAUCCUGGGGGUUACUUGAAGGGAGCUGAGAGACCCACAGAGCCUGGAUUAAGGUCUUUGCGCACAAGUAGAGAGCUCCUGGAGGGAAUGGUUAUAACUGUGGAGCCUGGAUGCUACUUCAUUGAUGCUUUGUUGGUCCCGGCAAUGGAAAGUUCAAAAACUUCAAAGUUUUUUGAUCGUGAAGAGAUUAUCAGAUUUAGAGGCUUCGGUGGAGUCCGAAUUGAAAGUGAUGUGGUACUGCAGUUGCUGAACUUUAUUUAUCACAUCUAAACCUUGAUAAUUUUUGCUUUCCUUGAACUUCAAUAUUUGCAAAAGUUUAUGUUCAUCACCAAUCUCACAGCAGAAAAGGCAUUAUAUAACUAAAUCUUAUCAUGUCUUGAUGAAACUAUGAAAUGCUUAUAUCUUAUCAUUUCCUCUUUUAUUAUUUGUCUUGUGAAUUAAAUUGUUUAUUGGUUGAAGGCAUUUUGAUUGCAUAAGGUGUUAAUAUGUUUUGAUUCUGCAUAUAUUCUAUGAAAUGUGAAUACUUUGUUAAGGUCGAUGGAUCCAUUAAGAAUACCUUAUUGGAUACAAUACUUACUAGAUAGUAUCGUAUACACACGUAUCCAAUAAUUAUAAGUAUUUGGAUACUUCACCGGUAUGUAUUCAAAAUACAUAUGCAAAUCAACAUGUAAUUUUUAUUGUUAAUCUUUGUUUUUCCUCUCGAGUUCACAUGUAAUGCAACACAAAGAAAAAUCUAUACGACGUUGAAGACACGUGUAUUUUAUAAGUAUUAUCUACUAUUAUUGGUCAAAAGAGCAUAAAAUAAGUUACUUACACCAUAUAUCUUGGCAAUAAGAUUUUCUAAUUAAACUAACUAAUUAAAACUUUGUGUAAGUUCUUUAAUUAGUCACGUUCACUUUUUGA
This is a messenger RNA of Ilex paraguariensis (yerba mate), 1275 nucleotides long. Lineage: Eukaryota; Viridiplantae; Streptophyta; Magnoliopsida; Aquifoliales; Aquifoliaceae. The record is from the annotation of a GenBank genome assembly.